Funneliformis mosseae is the source of this 330-nucleotide messenger RNA. NCBI's taxonomy places the organism in Eukaryota, Fungi, Glomeromycota, Glomeromycetes, Glomerales, Glomeraceae. The record is from the annotation of a GenBank genome assembly.
AUGGAUUUAAACAACAACACAAAUAAAACCUUGGAAAACUUGAAAAAUAGAAUUAAGGAGUUAGAACAAGGUAAAAAGAAAUCUGACGAUGAAAAUCGAUUGUUACACACCUUUUUGUUGAAUGAAAUAGGUAGUAAAGAAUUGGAUAAUUUAAGAAUAUUAUUAGCAGGACAGAAACUUACUGAGAUAUUAGCUGAAUUAGAAGAACGAAGGCAAGAAGUGCAUAACUUAAAUUUUGAUUUAAAAAUAAUGAGAGAAGAAUUUUCAAAGUUACGUUCGCAAUUCAAAGAUUUAGAAAAAGAGGUUAAAAUGCGAAAAGAAGAAACCUAA